GCAUACUGUGUGCUGACUAGGAUACUUGGAACUUUGUAUUAACUAAUUUAAUCUUCACAAUAACCCUAUACAGUGGGCACUGUUAUUUCCCCCAUUUGAAACAUGAGGAAUCAAGAGCCAAGAAAGGUUUAGGCAUUUGCCCAAGACCAUACACGUCAGCUAGGAGCUGACAGAUCUGGGAUUUGAAUAGCACCAAUUCAUUUUAUUACCACAAGGCUCUUGAGGUGAUGCCUCAGGAUCUGUUUCAGAUGUAGGAGAUAGAGAUCCUUCUCCCGGUAACAGUGCUUAAAGCAGAAGUUUAUUUCUGUCUCACUUGAAUGAAGCCUGGGGUGAAGGAGCUCAGGGCUUCUAUGUCAAACCCAAGGUCGCUACGCCAGCUCCAGCCAUUACCUCUGCAUCCCAGGCGGCAAGAGGUAGGAAUAGCUGAAGAGGGACAGUGCCUACUUUUAAGAAAAAUUCCCAUGAGAUUUUUCUGUUUAAAUUCCAUUGGUCAUAACGCAGUCGCAUGGCCACAUCUAACUAUAGGGAGGCUGGGAAAUUGCGACAAACCCAUAAUCCAGCUUCCUCUGCCCAGAGAAGAAAAAACAUACCUGGACUGUUGCUAAAGCAAACCGGAUGUCACAGGAGGGGCCCAGGUGGCCUAGGAGAAGCUUCGGGAGCCCGACUGCAGCCUGGUCAGGCACAAAAUCUUUCUCACCACUAAGAAAGAUGGGGUGGGAUGCUAUGGAAUAUGACGAGAAGCUGGCCCGGUUCCGGCAGGCCCACCUCAACCCCUUCAACAAGGAGACUGGGCCACGGCAGCAUGAGCAGAGGGCCAGCAAGGAGGCCCCAGAAGUCACUUCUGAAGAGGCCCUGCCCGAGCUGCCGCCUGGAGAGCCGGAGUUCUGCUGCACUGAGCGAGUGAUGGAUCUUGGCUUAUCUGAGGACCACUUCUCCCGCCCUGUGGGUCUGUUCCUGGCCUCAGACAUUCAGCAGCUGCGGCAGGCCAUCGAGGAGUGCAAGCAGGCAAUCCUAGAGCUGCCCGAGCAGUCAGAGAAGCAGAAGGACGCUGUUGUGAGGCUGAUCCACCUCCGGCUGAAGCUCCAGGAGCUGAAGGACCCCAGUGAGGACGAACCCAACAUCCGAGUCCUCCUGGAGCACCGUUUCUACAAGGAGAAGGGCAAGAGUGUCAAGCAGACCUGUGACAAGUGCAACACCAUCAUCUGGGGGCUCAUUCAGACCUGGUACACCUGCACAGGAUGUUAUUACCGAUGUCACAGCAAGUGUUUGAACCUCAUCUCCAAGCCCUGCGUGCGCUCCAAAGUCAGCCACCAAGCCGAGUAUGAGCUGAACAUCUGCCCAGAGACAGGGCUGGACAGCCAAGAUUACCGCUGCGCGGAGUGCCGGGCACCCAUCUCCUUGCGGGGCGUGCCCAGCGAGGCCCGGCAGUGUGACUAUACGGGCCAGUACUACUGCACCCAUUGCCACUGGAAUGACCUGGCGGUCAUCCCUGCACGAGUCGUGCACAACUGGGACUUCGAGCCGCGCAAGGUGUCCCGCUGCAGUAUGCGGUACCUGGCUCUCAUGGUGUCUCGGCCGGUGCUCAGGCUCCGGGAGAUCAACCCUCUGCUGUUCAACUAUGUGGAGGAGCUGGUGGAGAUCCGGAAGCUGCGCCAGGACAUCCUGCUCAUGAAGCCCUACUUCAUUACCUGCAGGGAAGCAAUGGAGGCCCGUCUGCUCCUGCAGCUCCAGGACCGGCAGCAUUUCGUGGAGAACGAUGAGAUGUACUCCGUGCAGGACCUGCUGGACGCGCACACGGGUCGCCUGAGCUGCUCCCUCACUGAGACACACACGCUCUUCGCCAAGCACAUCAAGCUGGACUGUGAGCGGUGUCAGGCCAAGGGCUUUGUGUGUGAGCUCUGCAGAGAGGGUGACGUCCUCUUCCCCUUCGACAGCCACACGUCCGUGUGCACCGACUGCUCUGCCGUCUUCCACAGGGACUGCUACUAUGACAACUCCACCACGUGCCCCAAAUGUGCUCGGCUCACCCUGCGCAAGCAGUCACUCUUCCAGGAGCCUGGUCCGGACGUGGAUGCGUAGAGCAGCAGGCGCCCCCCCCAGGCCUUUCUGGCAUUCAACCUGCCAGUGAUUGCCAAAGUCAAGGUGUUUCUUGUGUUCUGGAGACCCCUAGGGCCCAGCCGCAGACCUCUCUCCGGUGCUGGGCCAACGGGUUGUGAGGAUCAUCAUCCUUGUCCCAGGCACUUGCUGGGACUGGGGGCAGCCUCGUGGGGCUCUUUCCUGGGUGUGCUGCUGGGAAAGCGUGGGGUCCAUGAACAGGGAAGUGGGGUGAGGCUUCUUACCGCCCCCUGUGGCAACGAACCUUGAGGAGGCCCUUGGGGUCAAGGCCGCUGGGCUUUGGCCACCCUGAGAACCCCUAGAGGGCUUUGGGGGAGUGGCCGAUAAGCCCCGGGAAUGCUGGUUGCAGACACCCAGGUGUGGCCUGAGUUUCCUCUGCAAUGGAUGGUUUGGAUCUACCUGGAGGCCCCCAUCCUCUUCACCCCUUGUGUGGGGACUUGUAGGUGGCCCUAACUGGGGUGGUUCAUGACUGUCUCCUGAGAGCCCUGCUCCUGCCUCUCAAGGUUCUCUCUCUCUGGGUUCUCCUCCGACAGGGCCCAUCCAGGGGGUUCCCACCUCCGUACAAUAUGGAGGGACAGGGGCUGUGAGGUUCUUUCCCCUGGGUGGACCAGCCCCCGCUCCUCCCUUUGUGCUUAUUGUGGUGCUCCAGACUGGGAGGCUGGGGGUCCGGUGGAAGAGGCUGUCCUCCUUCCCAGCUGGCAGCAGGGACUGUGCCCCGGGGGGAAGGUCUAGGUUAGGCAACAGGGUUGGCUGCAGUCAGAUCUUUGCCAGAGGGGCUCCCUGUGCCAUCUGAGGGCUCUGGACAGCUUACAGACCACCACCAGCCACUGGUCUUUUGUUUGGGGGCCUGAAGUCGGGCACUGGGAGUAUUUGCUCAAGGGAGCUUUGGGCAGGGAUCCCAAAGCAUGUGCAGGAAGACCGAGGUUCGGAUGUGGAAGGUCCUGUACCCCUGCCGGCAAAUGGAACCCCGGGACAGAGGGUGAGAACUCCCAGAUCUUCACCGCAGGAGCCACUGUUGGCUCAGUAUUUGCGGGGUUGUUUUGUGCUUCAGAGACCCUGCCCUAGGGGGGGUCUGUGGGAAGAGAAUGUUCCGUGGUGUGACUCUUAUCUUUUGUACCCUCGUGUCUGGAUGGCGCUUGGCUGCUGAUGUGCACAGGUGAUGGGCUCAGGUGGUGCUGGUGGAGUGUAGUCCCUUGGACGUCUGUUACCUUGGACUGGUGGCAGAAAGGUCAGCUUAGCUUGUUGGCUGACAAGAAUGGUGGAUAAAGACAGCGCUGCCUCCUCCUUGCUUCUCUGCGCCAUCAGAAAGCCUCCCAUGGUGGCCUUGGGCAGUCCUCUAGUGGUGUGCUCUGAUCUGCUUCAGGGUGACAGUGACAAGCAAACCACUGGAGAGGCUGGACCAGCAACAGGUCCCUAUCCUGCUUCCCCUUCCUCUCCAGGGCUGAAGAGGAAGCUUACGGGCCAAGUGCCCUUUUCCUACACCCCCAAGUGCACAUUUCUCACCACUAUGUUCCAUUUCUGUCACAAGGACAUUGGCCGUUCCUGUAUCUCCUGUGUAGCGAACAUCACAUUAUUCCAGUUACAAUCACCGUGUCCGUAGGAAGCAUUAAUAAUACCCUGGUGUCUGCUGGACAAAGAGUUGGCUCCCUUUUCUUUUUGACCAAGCCCAUUUCCUCCUUCCCAAUGUUUCCACUUACCCUGUUGGAAUGGCAAAGUCUUUAAACAAAGUUGUGUGUGGGUCUUGGAGUCCACAGCAUGGUACAAAGACGCCCAAGACCCAGUCUGCAUGGCCCGCCCUCCACAGAGAGCAGCAGGGGUGUCCCGCCGUGAUAAUGCUGCGGCUGCUGUCUCAUUAAAUCCAUGUUCUCUACACUCUGGUGCACGUGGUGAAUUGGGGACAAGGCAGUUUGUUGACACGCAGACCAAGUGCAGGCUUUGGAAAAGCCCAGUAUUCCCCAUCCAAUGGGGUCAAAUGUGAUCUGUUCUGGGCAGAAGUUCUUGAUGGGAAUCAGAGGGCCAAGUUUGUGGCUCCCUGUCAGCUCCAUUUCUGUGAAUGGUGAGAACACAUACCUUGUGGGGAGUUUAGGGUCUAGGAAGUAUUGAGCACGGGGCCUGGCAUGCAGAUAAUGCUCGGUCUUCUAGAGUCCUCAUUGUGGACUUUUGUUAACCCAAGGCAGUCACCGAAAAACUGGAUGGCCGUGCAAGUCAAGGCCCAGCUUCCAGCAGCCUCUUG
Molecule: messenger RNA, 4348 nt
Organism: Mustela erminea (ermine)
Lineage: Eukaryota; Metazoa; Chordata; Mammalia; Carnivora; Mustelidae
Gene: DEF8
Product: differentially expressed in FDCP 8 homolog
Exons: 13
Coding region: 616-2079 (487 amino acids)
Source: RefSeq, a predicted model, not a curated record